GCCCAUUUCGUCCGACACAUCUUUAUUCUCUCGAAUCAUCCCGUCCCUCUCUUCUUCCAGAUUCAUCAUCUGACGAUCGUCGGAGACUCUGACGGAGAGAUCGCGAAAAUGAACCGGCGUUUAGUCGGAGUUUUAUCGGCGGCGGUUUUUCUGCUCUCACUAACCUCCGAAGCCUCGCACUGCUCUAUCAAAGGUUUGCCGCUAAUUAGGAAUAUCAGUGAGCUUCCACAAGAUAGCUAUGGAAGACCUGGUUUUUCUCACAUCACACUGGCAGGUUCAGUACUGCAUGGCAUGAAAGAGGUAGAAGUAUGGCUCCAAACAUUUUCGCCUGGUUCAAGAACACCAAUCCACAGACACUCUUGCGAGGAAGUAUUUGUCGUACUAAAGGGGACUGGAAUGCUCUAUCUUGCAUCCAAUUCACAUCCAAAGUACCCCAGGGAGCCACUUGAAACACCCAUCUUCACAAAUAGCACUUUUCAUGUUCCUACCAAUGAUGCUCACCAGGUUUGGAACACUGGUGAAUCCGAGGAUUUACAGGUAUUGGUUGUUAUAUCUCGCCCGCCAGUGAAAGUAUUCAUCUACGACGACUGGCUCAUGCCACACACAGCUGCAAGAUUGAAGUACCCUUAUUAUUGGGAUGAGUGCCAUCAAGCCACACAUGGCAGGAUGGCCUUCUGGAACUCCUCUUCUUUUGUUCCACUCCUUAUUGGCCUCCUGUCUCUCUUCCUCAUCACCUCCCAACCUCUCCCCGCCGCCGAUGCCGCCAAUAUCCGCCUUGCCAUCCGCAAGCCCGCGGCCCCCAACAGCCUCCCCCUUUUCAACGAGGCCCCGGCCUUCCGCAACGGCGAGGCGUGCGGGUCCGGUGACCUCAUCCAUGUCGUCAUGACCCUCGACACCAACUACAUUAGAGGCACCAUGGCCGCCGUGCUCUCCAUCCUCCAGCACUCGACCUGCCCGGAGAACGUGGUGUUCCACUUCCUCUGGCUCAGGCACGAGCCCGAGGUGUUCUCGAGCAUUCGGUCCACGUUCCCGUACCUCAACUUCAAGGUUUAUCGCUUCGACGCGAGUAGGGUCCGCGGAUUGAUCUCCAAGUCCAUUCGACAGGCGCUGGACCAGCCGCUGAACUACGCCAGGGCGUACCUGGCGGAAAUUCUCCCGGCCGAGGUCAGGCGGGUGAUUUACCUCGACUCUGACCUCGUGCUCGUGGACGACAUCAUGAAGUUGUGGAAGGUGGAGUUGGGCGGCAGAGUCCUGGCGGCCCCGGAGUACUGCCACGCCAACUUCACCGCCUACUUCACAGACGCGUUCUGGGCGGACCCGGAGCUGACCAAGACGUUCGAAGGGCGGAAGCCGUGCUAUUUCAACACGGGGGUGAUGGUGAUGGACGUCGAGCAAUGGAGGCGCGGAGGGUACACGAAGAAGGUGGAAGAUUGGAUGAUGGUGCAGAAGCAGAAAAUGAGGAUCUACCACUUGGGGUCGUUGCCGCCGUUCCUGCUCGUGCUGGCGGGGAAGAUAACGCCGGUGGACCACAGGUGGAACCAGCACGGGUUGGGCGGCGACAACCUCGAAGGGAAAUGCAGGAGCCUGCACCCUGGCCCCAUCAGCCUGCUCCAUUGGAGUGGCAAGGGGAAGCCAUGGCUGAGGUUGGAUUCGAGAAAGCCUUGCAUUGUUGACCAUUUGUGGGCUCCUUAUGAUCUUUACCACACAUCCAAAAAUACUUUCGUCGAAUGAUUCUUUUUACUUUGUUUGUUUGUUUGUUUUCCAUCUUGUUGAAACUUAUUAGGGAAGAAGAUAGGUGUGUUCAAACUAGGAGACAAUUCAAAAAGAAUUUUUUUUUUCAAAGGAAAGAAAAUGUCCAAAAACCCAGAUGCAUGCAUGCCCCAAAUGCCCCCUCUUCUUCACCGUCCUUAAUUUAUUUCUUGACUUCAUCAUUCCCAUCAAAUGUUUAUCCUUAACCAUUGUAGUAAUUAACUUCAACUCGAUUACAAUUAAGCAUGCUUCAAUCCAAGGAAUCAAUCAAUGAAAGAUAUAAUCCGUAUUAAAGCUCUUUGUUAUUA
Molecule: messenger RNA, 2057 nt
Organism: Cuscuta campestris
Lineage: Eukaryota; Viridiplantae; Streptophyta; Magnoliopsida; Solanales; Convolvulaceae
Source: the annotation of a GenBank genome assembly